CUCUUAAGCCGUCAGGGGAGAGAGUAUCGCGGGCGCACGAAAUCCGGACGGCUGGAGACUGAGCCUAGAAAAGAUCGUAUCCGCACAAGAUUCACAAUGGCUGCACUUAACAGUUUCGCUUCCAACCUGGAAGAACAAAUAACUUGUGCUAUUUGUAACGAUAUCUUUACUGAACCAAGGACACUACCGUGUCUACAUACUUUCUGCUUUAAAUGUAUCAAAGAUUGGAACGAGGCUUGUCAGAAAGAGAACAAGACACUGCAAUGCCCAACUUGUCGAGCAACAGUCAACAUCGAAGGAGGCGACAUCGCGAAUCUUCCUUGUUCAUUCACUUUCAACUCGCUGCUUCAGUUAUUCGACUCCAUGAAAACAAAGUCUAACGAACCGAGCCAGCAGCAGCUUCAAGAGUGUGUUGGUUGUUCAAAGUGCGACGCGUUGGUCGGAUUUUGCCCUCAGUGUGAAGGAAUAAUUUGUGAUGAAUGCAUGAAUGCUCACCGAACAGUAACCUUGUUGAUAAAGAGCCACAAGGCAACACUUUGGAGCGAGUUCAAUCCAGAGGUUUUGAACAGCUUUGUCAACAACCAAGCAGUUUGCAAAGAGAAGUUCCAUAUGAAUUCUCGUCUUGAAUAUUAUUGCAAGACUUGCAAGAAGUGUAUUUGCCAUAAAUGUUCUGCAACAUCACACAGCAUCCAUGAGAAGGUCAGCAUCGGCGAAGCAGCUGAAGAUGCUAAAAAACUAAUCAGAGAAGAAAAGGAUCGACUGAAUGAGCUGAUUAUCGGUUACAAGAAAGAAUUAGAUUUGUCCAAUGAAAAUAUGAGAAAGAUCCAAAGCGAGGUUGAUACAGCAAAGGAUGAAGUGCACGGUUCCAUACAAGCUCUGAUGAAGAUUCUACAAGACCACGAAGAUACUGUGAUUGCAGAAUUAGAUCACAUCCGGUUACGACACAAAACUAACUCUGAGAAGCUAAAUAGCGAGAUCAACGCUGACAUCGAAAUAUUUUCCGAGCUGAAACAAAAGUGUGAGACUAUGGAUGAUAAUAAUUUAGAACAUUUUAUAUUGGAAAGCUAUGAAAAUUUACAAGAUGUCUGUAAAACUGCAAUUCAAGACAAGUCCACUCCAUUAUCGAACAAGCCAAACAAGCACUCCGUGAGGAACAAACAACAGAAGAUUACCCCUGGGUUCCCGAGGAUGAACAAGCACAGCACAAAGAUACAUUACAUUUCAAACCCAGAGGUCAUUCCCGUCAUGCAAAAGUUGAAACUUGGUGAGGUAGUUGAAAGUGUGACGGAUCCGUUACGUUGUUUUAUACAUAAGCUAAGUAAAUCCGUUUGGUGUGGUUUUACCAAUGAAUUUGUUAUCGAGACAAAAAAUUCAGCAGGGGAUGUAUGCCAUACCAAUAAAAGCUUGAUUGAUGUUAAAAUCCAAGAUGUCGAUGGCAACGAUGUACAGAAAGAACUGACUGCAAUUGAAACUGGAAGAUUUCUAGUUAAGUAUAAUCCAGAAAAACCUUCACCGUACAAAGUUGUCGUGAGUAUUGGAGGAAAAGAAAUCAUGAAUUCACCACAGACUGUUAAAGCAGAUGUGAAAACCUAUUGUGCCAUCAGACACUUUGGAAAAAAGAUAUUGGUGAGACCCAUUGCAGUAGCCAUCAAUGACCAAAGCGUAGGUGCUGUUGUUGAUCAUGGGCCUGACAAAACUGUCAUUGCUUUAUUCAAUUUUGCAAAUGGACAAUACAUGCAAGAGUUUUCCAUCAGACCACAAAUUUAUGCAUUGAAUUCAAAUCUGUUUGGAGUAAUAUUCAACCAAACAAAUAGAAUCCUUGUUAGUCACAAUCUAGGCGGUUCUGGAUGUAUCAAGGAAUUUGAUAUCGACGGUGCUGAGAAAAGAACUGUUUGUACCCUUCCUAAAGCAGUAUAUUUCUCACAAAUGUGUAAGGCCAAUCACAGCAUUGCUUGCCUGUGUCAUAAUAGCAAAACCAACGAGACAUUUAUCAAGUUGUUCAGUGAUGAAAGUUAUGAUCACCUUCAUGACAUCAAACUGGAUGUUCCUAAUGGUGGUCAUGGACAGCCUUUCUCAUUAGCUUAUGUGAACAAUAAGUACUUUGUAUCGUUUUUUAACAUGAACAAUGUUUAUGUUUUUAAUGAGAGUGGCGGUCUGUUGUACACGUUUGGAGGCAAAGGCAAAAAAGAAGGUCAAUUUGACCUCAUACAUGUACAUGGACUUGCUGUGUUUGGCAAAGACUUGCUUCUAGUCUGUGAUCGAAAUAAUCACCGUGUCCAGGUCUUUUCUCAAAGUGGACACUUUCUAACUUCCUUUGGUAGCUACGGGUCAAGUUGGGGAGAAAUGGAUGUUCCCGUAGACAUUGCUGUUACACAAGAUGGGAAAGUCUUUGUUUUGGAACUACGUGGAAAGCGAGUGCAAGAGUGGAAAUGAAAAUAUCAAGAACAUCUU
Molecule: messenger RNA, 2451 nt
Organism: Exaiptasia diaphana
Lineage: Eukaryota; Metazoa; Cnidaria; Anthozoa; Actiniaria; Aiptasiidae
Product: E3 ubiquitin-protein ligase TRIM71
Exons: 1
Coding region: 97-2433 (778 amino acids)
Molecular function (GO): protein binding; zinc ion binding
Source: RefSeq, a predicted model, not a curated record